Messenger RNA from Ailuropoda melanoleuca (giant panda), 1001 nucleotides. RefSeq names its product killer cell lectin-like receptor 2. The record is from RefSeq and is a predicted model, not a curated record. Lineage: Eukaryota; Metazoa; Chordata; Mammalia; Carnivora; Ursidae.
AUGGAGUUUUCAGUGCCCUGGCAUCUCAUUUCAGUGAUUCUUGGCCUGUGUUUGCUACUAUUGGUGACAGUUGCCGUGUUGAGGAUAAAAAUUUUCCAGUAUAUUCAAGAAAACCAUCAGCAGAGGGAAGAGAUAGGAAACCUGACUCGAGAGCACCACAUUUUGCAAAAUGACAGCGACUUAAAUGAGCGACUUUUGACAAAUAAGACUUUAGAAUAUAACAUUCUGAAAAAUGAAUCGCUUCAGCAGAAGAAGGAACAGGAUUUACUGUUUGCAGAUAGGACAUAUCAGAGAGAAAAUGAAGGCAAACUCUGUGAAAACCACCUGUCCUAUCGUGGAGUAAAGUAUUAUUAUUUUAUUCCUGAAAGGAAAAACUGGAAUGGAUGUAAACAGACUUGCCAAAGUUAUAAUUCAUCUCUUUUGAAGAUAAAUGAUGAAGAUGAACUGGUAUCGUGGACUGUUGCAUUCACUUUUAUUUUCCUAACUAUGUCUCAUGCUUGGACCCAAGAUCUUGAGGACAGGGGGAGGCCAGAAAGGGGGACCUUCAGUUAUUCUCUGUGUUGUGUCUGUCGUGUGAGCAAAAAUUGCGUAGGUAAGAAAGGUAAGGGUUCUGGAAAACUCUGCCUACUGAUAGGCAUAUAUGAUCUUGCUACUUUCUAAGCAUUCACUAUGUAUUAUUUAUCAUGAUGACUAUUAUUAUUUCCAAGAAAGAAACCCCCUUGAAGAUUCAGUUUAGGUCUUUGCAUUCAUUUCCUUUUCUAAGGUGUGUGCAGGAGAACAGCUCACUGAGCAGCAUGCUUCUCCUUCGAUGGAGCCCUUAACCCUUUGGUAUAUGCAGCCUGGAAGCAGUGGUUAUUUAUCCUUGCAAGGUGGCAACUAAGAACGUGGAGGUACCUAAUCCAGUGGGUGCUAUUAGGAAUCCAGGAGCCAGAUUGCCUGCGAUCAGGCAAAUCCAGUUCUGCCACCUGUUACCUGGGUGACCUCGGGUGAAUACUUGCCCU